Molecule: messenger RNA, 5727 nt
Organism: Nipponia nippon (crested ibis)
Lineage: Eukaryota; Metazoa; Chordata; Aves; Pelecaniformes; Threskiornithidae
Source: RefSeq, a predicted model, not a curated record
AUGCGAAGGCUGGACAGGGUGCCGGGGCUCGCUGAAGAAGAUGAUGGGGUGCUGGAAGGACUGGAUGAGUUUUUUGCAGAAGAGCAAGUCGCUGUGCAGAAAAAAAAGAAAUCCAAGAAACUGAAAGACAGCAAGGCUGCCAAAAUCAAGAGGAGGAAGAAGGAGGGGAGCAAUGAUGAAAUGUCAGACAAUGAAGAGGAGAUUGAGGAGAAAUCUGAGAGCGAAGGGAGCGACUAUUCCCCCAACAAAAAGAAGAAGAAAAAACUGAAGGACAAAAAGGAGAAAAAACCAAAACGGAAAAAGAAGGAUGAAGAAGAGGAUGACAACGAGGAUGGAGGUCUAAAGGAGCCCAAGAGCUCAGCCCAGCUGAUGGAAGAAUGGGGCCUUGAUGACGUAGAUUACGUUUUCUCAGAAGAAGAUUAUCAUACUCUGACUAAUUACAAGGCUUUCAGCCAGUUUCUCAGGCCUCUGAUCGCCAAGAAGAACCCCAAGAUCCCCAUGUCCAAGAUGAUGACCGUGCUCGGCGCCAAGUGGCGAGAGUUCAGUGCCAACAACCCGUUCAAGGGCAGCUCGGCAGCAGCGGCGGGGGCAGCCCUUUCGCGACCAGGUGUGCGGAAGAAAAUCAAGGGCUCCAAAGACGGGAAGAAAAAGGGGAAGGGGAAAAAGAUGGCAGGCUUGAAAUUCCGAUUUGGAGGAAUCCCCAGCAAAAGGAAAAAGGGCUCCUCUAGCGAAGAGGAGGAACGGGAGGAAUCCGACUUCGACAGUGCCAGCAUCAACAGCUCCUCAGUCCGCUCCGAGUGCUCGGCUGGCCUGGGGAAGAGAGGGAAGAGGAGGAGAAAGAAAAAGAGGAUUGAAGAAGGGGACGGGUACGAGACAGACCACCAGGACUACUGCGAGGUGUGCCAGCAGGGAGGGGAGAUCAUCCUCUGCGACACCUGUCCUCGCGCCUACCACCUCGUCUGCCUGGACCCUGAGCUGGAGAAGGCCCCCGAGGGCAAGUGGAGCUGCCCCCACUGCGAGAAGGAGGGCAUCCAGUGGGAGCCGAAGGAGGAGGAGGAGGAAGAAGAGGAAGGUGGUGAGGAGGAGGAGGAUGACCACAUGGAGUUCUGUCGGGUCUGUAAGGAUGGAGGGGAGCUGCUGUGCUGCGACACCUGCCCGUCCUCCUACCACCUCCACUGCCUGAACCCGCCGCUGCCGGAAAUACCAAACGGUGAAUGGCUCUGCCCUCGCUGUACAUGCCCUCCCUUGAAGGGCAAAGUCCAACGCAUCCUGCACUGGGCCUGGAAAGAGCCGCCGGCCACCCCGCUCCCACCCGUGCUGCCCACCCCAGAUGCGGAGCUGGCUCUUCCCCCCGCAAAGGUGCUGGAGGGGAUCCCGGAGCGCGAGUUCUUCGUGAAGUGGGCAGGCCUCUCCUACUGGCACUGCUCCUGGGUCAAGGAGCUGCAGCUGGAGCUCUACCACACCGUGAUGUACCGCAACUACCAACGGAAGAACGACAUGGAUGAGCCGCCAGCCUUCGACUACGGCUCCGGGGACGAGGACAGCCAGAGAGAGAAGCGGAAGAACAAAGACCCGCAGUACGCCAAGAUGGAGGAGCGGUUCUACCGCUAUGGCAUCAAGCCUGAGUGGAUGAUGAUCCAUCGCAUUCUGAACCACAGCUUUGAUAAAAAGGGAGACAUCCAUUACCUGAUCAAGUGGAAAGACCUGCCGUAUGAUCAGUGCACCUGGGAGAUCGACGAGAUAGACAUCCCAUACUACGAAAACCUCAAACACCUCUACUGGAACCACAGGGAGCUGAUGCUGGGGGAGGACACGCGCCCUCUGAAGAAGCUGAACAAGAAAGGGAAAAAGCUGAAAGAGGAGAAGCUGGAAAAGCCUCCAGAAACGCCUCUCGUGGAUCCUACAGUGAAGUUUGACAAGCAGCCGUGGUACAUCGACGCCACGGGAGGCACGCUCCAUCCUUACCAGCUGGAAGGGCUAAACUGGCUGAGAUUUUCCUGGGCCCAAGGGACGGAUACAAUCCUGGCCGACGAGAUGGGGCUGGGGAAGACUGUGCAGACUAUUGUGUUCUUGUAUUCCCUGUACAAGGAGGGCCACUCGAAAGGGCCGUAUCUGGUCAGCGCCCCUCUCUCCACCAUCAUCAACUGGGAGCGCGAGUUUGAGAUGUGGGCACCCGACUUCUAUGUCGUGACCUACACGGGGGACAAAGAAAGCCGGUCGGUCAUCCGGGAAAAUGAGUUUUCUUUUGAAGACAAUGCCAUCCGGAGUGGAAAGAAGGUCUUCCGGAUGAAGAAGGAAGCCCAGAUCAAGUUCCAUGUGCUGCUCACCUCCUACGAGCUGAUCACUAUUGACCAGGCAGUGCUGGGCUCCAUAGAGUGGGCCUGUCUGGUGGUGGAUGAAGCGCACAGGCUGAAGAACAACCAGUCCAAAUUCUUUAGGGUAUUAAAUAGCUACAAGAUCGAUUACAAGCUGCUGCUCACUGGGACUCCGCUCCAGAACAACUUGGAAGAGCUCUUCCACCUGCUCAAUUUCCUGACUCCUGAGAGGUUUAAUAACCUGGAGGGGUUCCUGGAGGAGUUUGCAGACAUCUCCAAGGAGGACCAGAUCAAAAAGCUCCAUGAUCUGCUGGGUCCCCACAUGCUGCGGCGGCUCAAGGCAGACGUGUUCAAGAACAUGCCAGCCAAGACGGAGCUGAUCGUGAGAGUGGAACUGAGCCAGAUGCAGAAGAAGUACUACAAGUUCAUACUGACGAGGAAUUUCGAAGCCCUGAAUUCAAAAGGUGGUGGGAACCAGGUCUCACUGCUCAACAUCAUGAUGGACCUGAAGAAGUGCUGUAAUCACCCGUACCUCUUUCCCGUGGCGGCGGUGGAGGCCCCGGUUCUGCCCAAUGGGUCCUAUGAUGGGAAUUCUUUGGUCAAAUCUUCUGGGAAACUGAUGCUGCUCCAAAAGAUGCUGAAGAAAUUACGGGAUGGGGGUCACAGAGUUCUGAUCUUUUCCCAGAUGACAAAGAUGCUGGACUUGCUGGAGGAUUUCCUGGAGUACGAAGGCUACAAGUACGAGCGGAUAGAUGGGGGCAUCACCGGCGGCCUGCGCCAGGAGGCCAUAGACAGGUUUAACGCUCCUGGUGCUCAGCAGUUCUGCUUUCUCCUCUCUACCCGCGCCGGCGGUCUGGGCAUAAACCUUGCUACGGCCGACACAGUCAUUAUUUAUGAUUCUGACUGGAAUCCCCACAAUGACAUCCAGGCGUUCAGCAGAGCUCACCGCAUUGGGCAGAACAAGAAGGUGAUGAUCUACCGCUUUGUGACCAGAGCCUCCGUGGAAGAGCGCAUCACCCAGGUGGCCAAAAGGAAGAUGAUGCUCACCCACUUGGUGGUCCGCCCAGGGCUCGGCUCCAAGUCAGGCUCCAUGACCAAGCAAGAGCUGGACGACAUCCUCAAGUUUGGGACAGAGGAGCUCUUCAAGGACGAUGUAGAAGGCAUGGUGUCUCAGGGACAGCGGAUCGCCAUGCCGGAUGCUGUCACCCCUUUCUCUGACACGAUGUCAACCAAAGGGGGUACAGUGACUCCCGGUGUUAAAAAAAAGCAUGGUGGCACCCCACCAGGUGACAAUAAGGACGUGGAUGACAGCAGUGUGAUCCACUACGACGAUGCUGCCAUCUCGAAGCUUCUGGACCGAAACCAGGAUGCGACUGAUGAUACGGAGCUGCAGAACAUGAACGAGUAUCUCAGCUCCUUUAAAGUGGCCCAGUAUGUUGUGAGAGAAGAGGACGGUGUGGAGGAGGUGGAACGUGAGAUCAUCAAGCAAGAGGAGAAUGUGGACCCUGACUACUGGGAGAAGCUGCUGCGGCACCACUAUGAGCAGCAGCAGGAAGAUCUGGCCAGGAACUUGGGGAAAGGGAAGAGAAUCCGCAAGCAGGUCAACUACAACGAUGCCUCGCAGGAGGACCAAGAGUGGCAGGACGAGCUCUCUGACAACCAGUCGGAGUACUCCAUUGGCUCUGAGGAUGAGGAUGAAGACUUUGAAGAGAGGCCAGAAGGUCAGAGUGGCAGAAGACAAUCCCGGAGACAGCUGAAGAGUGACCGGGACAAGCCUCUCCCUCCUUUGCUGGCAAGAGUUGGGGGGAAUAUCGAGGUUCUCGGCUUCAACGCCCGCCAGCGCAAGGCUUUCCUGAACGCUAUCAUGCGCUGGGGCAUGCCACCCCAGGACGCCUUCAACUCUCACUGGCUGGUCCGGGAUCUGCGAGGGAAGAGUGAGAAGGAGUUCAGGGCGUACGUCUCUCUCUUCAUGAGACAUUUGUGUGAACCUGGGGCAGAUGGUGCCGAAACCUUUGCGGACGGCGUUCCCCGGGAAGGGCUGUCACGGCAGCAUGUGCUGACUCGCAUAGGAGUCAUGUCACUAGUAAGGAAGAAGGUCCAGGAGUUUGAGCAUGUCAAUGGGAAGUACAGCACCCCGGAUCUGAUUCUCGAGGGCCCGGAGAGCAAGAAGUCCAGCGAGAUUGUGUCUUCAGAUCCCAACACCCCCGUCCCGGCCAGCCCAGCACAUAUGCACAUGGGACCUGGGGCCCUUGCAGACAAAACAGAACUUGGGUUCCAGGAGGAGAAGGACCAAGUGGAGCAGAAGGCCAGGAAGGUGUCUGACAGCCAGGUGCCUGUGAGCGCUGAGAAGGCGGAAGGCGAAGAGCACCCAGAAAGCUGCGACAGCAAAGAGAGGCUGAGGGAAGAGAAGCAAGAGGAGAGUGAAAAGGCUGAGCCUUCUCCCGAGCCUCUGGUGAAAGAUGAGGGGAUUCAAGAGGAAGAGAAGCCUUUGGAGAAGCCAGAGUUGAACAGCAGCCCAGGGAAAGGGGAGGACAAAAAAGUCAAACUAGAGGAUGCCAAGGUGGAGGAGAAGGAGCAAAGCGAGGCUCAGCAAAACGGUGACAAAGAGGAAGAGGAGGAUGGAAAGAAGGAUGACAGAAACAUGAACUUCCGAUUCAUGUUCAACAUCGCUGACGGUGGCUUUACAGAGCUGCACACGCUGUGGCAGAACGAGGAAAGGGCUGCCAUCUCCUCCGGCAAGAUCUACGACAUCUGGCACCGCCGACACGACUACUGGCUGUUGGCAGGAAUUGUCACUCAUGGCUAUGCCCGCUGGCAGGACAUCCAGAACGACCCGCGCUACGUGAUCCUGAACGAGCCGUUCAAGUCGGAGAUACACAAGGGGAACUACCUCGAGAUGAAGAACAAGUUCCUUGCGCGGCGGUUCAAGUUGCUGGAGCAGGCCCUGGUGAUCGAGGAGCAGCUGCGGAGGGCUGCGUACCUCAACAUGACCCAAGACCCCAGUCACCCGGCCAUGGCAUUGAACGCCCGUCUGGCUGAAGUGGAGUGCCUUGCCGAGAGCCACCAGCAUCUCUCCAAAGAGUCCCUGGCUGGGAACAAGCCUGCCAACGCCGUCCUGCACAAGGUGCUGAACCAGCUCGAGGAGCUGCUGAGCGACAUGAAGGCCGACGUGACGCGCCUGCCCUCCAUGCUGUCCCGCAUCCCGCCCGUGGCCGCCCGGCUGCAGAUGUCCGAGCGGAGCAUCCUCAGCCGCCUGGCCACCCGCGGCGGGGACCCUGCCGUCCAGCAGGGCUCCUUCGGCUCCUCCCAGAUCUACAGCAACAACUUCGGGCCGAAUUUCCGAGGUCCCGGGCCGGGUGGGAUUGUCAACUACAGUCAGAUGCCUCUGGGACCGUACGUGACCGAUAUUUAG